This is a messenger RNA of Hippoglossus stenolepis (Pacific halibut), 6161 nucleotides long. RefSeq names its product small G protein signaling modulator 1b (gene sgsm1b). The transcript is spliced from 25 exons. The record is from RefSeq and is a predicted model, not a curated record. Gene Ontology annotation, biological process: activation of GTPase activity. Gene Ontology annotation, molecular function: GTPase activator activity. The coding region runs from base 37 to 4035 and encodes 1332 amino acids. NCBI's taxonomy places the organism in Eukaryota, Metazoa, Chordata, Actinopteri, Pleuronectiformes, Pleuronectidae.
GGGUGUUGGUUCACUGAGAGGUAGCAGAUAGGUUUAAUGAGAACACAUCGCACAUCUCGGCUCCUCUCCACCUCACAGACCCGCGGCUGUGCGUCCUCCUGCUCGUUUUCUGGACAUCCACCCGAGAAGCCGUGCGUGUCAGCCGCCGCAUCCUGCCCCGGGGAAGCGAUGGGAGAGGCCGAGACGCGCCAGAAACUGCUGCGCAAUGUGAAGAAAGAGGUGAAACAAAUCAUGGAGGAGGCAGUAACAAGGAAGUUUGUGCAUAUGGACAGCAGCCACAUCAUAUCUUUCUGUGCUGUGGUGGAGUCCUGCAUGCUUCAUGGGCUGAAACGCCGUAUUGCAGGCCUGCUGUGCAGUAACAAGGUUGCAGCACUUUUUAUGAAGGUGGCAAAAAGCUUUUCACCUGCUGAAGAUCUCUGCCACAAGGUCCAGGAGCUGGAGCAGAUCAUAGAAAACAGCAAACAGAACAAUUCCUCACUGAGUAACGACCGCAAUCGGCAGUCGAAGUUUGGCAGCCUCCCUCCUCAGGCGCUGAAACACCUGUGGAUCCGAACUGCACUGAUGGAGAAGCUGCUGGACAAGAUUAUCUUGUACUUGGUAGAGAACAGCAGUGCCUUCUAUGAGAGAGAAGCCAUGCUGAUGGACCCAGUGGAUGGACCAAUUCUUGCAUCUCUAUUGGUUGGACCCUGUGCGCUGGAGUACACCAAAGUCAAGACCGCCGACCACUUCUGGACGGACCCCUCCGCUGACGAGCUGGUGCAGCGACACCGCAUCCACAGCGGCCACUGUCGGCAGGAUUCUCCCUCCAGACGACCUGCCCUGAUCCAGAAGAGACAGUCCAGCGGCAGCAUGGACGACCGCCCUCUCAUGUGGGUGAGGGAGUACGUUGAGUCGCUCCACCAAAACUCCAGAGCCACGCUGCUGUUUGGGAAGAACAAUGUGCUGGUGCAGCCGAGAGAUGACAUGGAGGCCAUCCCAGGCUAUCUGUCUCUGCAUCAAACUGCAGAUGUCAUGACACUGAAAUGGACACCCAAUCAGCUGAUGAAUGGAAACGUGGGGGAGUUAGACUCAGAGAAAAGUGUUUAUUGGGACUACGCCAUGACAAUUCGUUUGGAAGAGAUCGUGUAUCUCCACUGUCACCAGCAAGUGAACAGUGGUGGGACAGUAGUUUUGGUGAGCCAGGAUGGGAUCCAGAGACCCCCUCUACAUUUCCCCAAAGGUGGCCACCUCCUCCAGUUUCUCACUUGCCUGGAGACCGGCCUGCUACCUCACGGACAGCUGGACCCGCCGCUCUGGAAUCAGAGGGGAAAGGGAAAGGUUUUCCCCAAGUUGCGAAACAGGAGUCCGCACAGCUCAUGUGAUUCUGUCUCGGAUAAGGAGGAUGAUGAAGCAACCGAUUAUGUGUUUCGAAUCCUCUUUCCUGGGAUUCAGAUGGAAUUCAUGGCUCUAGAGCUGAUGGACCAGGGCGUGAACAUGUGGCAGCCAACCCCCAGAAAGUCCUCGUGCUCCUCUUGCUCACAAAAUGGCUCCUCUGAUGGCUCUCUGCCUAAUGGCUGCAAUCAAGAAAGGGCUCCCUUAAGGCUCCUCUGUGACACCAUGAAGUACCAGAUAAUCUCCCGCGCUUUCUAUGGAUGGCUUGCAUACUGCCGUCACCUGUCAACAGUCCGCACCCACCUUUCUGCUCUGGUGAACACCACCAUAGUUGAUCAUGAUGAGCCCUGUGGGGCCCGGGCAGGCCUCUCUGUGGAGGUCUGGAACAGGUUCCUCAAAGAAAGCUCUGCCUACGAGGAGAAGGAGAUACACAGGCUUGUGUAUUUUGGUGGCGUGGCCCCUUCACUACGCAAAGAGGUCUGGCCCUUCCUGUUGGGACACUACCAGUUCACCAUGACUGAGAAAUCCAGGCUGGAGAUCGAUGAACAGAUGCGGGUCAUGUAUGAGCAGACUAUGAAGGAGUGGCAGGGCUGCGAGGCCAUCGUCCUUCAGAGGGAGAGCGAGAAACACGCCGAGGCCAUCGCCAGGUGUUCGUCCGGGGCCAGUGUGGAAAGGGCACCAGUGCAGCGAGACUCCACCAUCAGCACGGAUUCGUCUCUAAGCAGCAGCUCAGAUCAACAGAAUGCCAGCUCACAGAAUGAUUCCAGCAGUAGUGCACAGGUCUUCGAAUCGGUUGAGGCAGUGGAUCAGAUUGCGUCUGAGCCCAGGCCUGAGGAAGGAGACGUGCAGCACUGCAGUCCAGUGAAGGACAACACGAGCACCACUGCCGCCUCUCCACAACUUCCCUCCUUCAACGCCUCCUCCCCAGGUCUGUCAAAUCCAGGUUUGGAAAACAGGCCUCUUGUCACAGAGUCAGCUGAUGGAUCUAAAACAGCACAUUCCACAGCUGCAGCAUCUGAUGUCUUAAAUGAGAAUAUCAAAGCUGGAUCCCAGCCAGGAGGGACAGAUGUUGUGGAGCCAGUUGCCAAGGACAAGGUGUCAGAGAUGGAAAAGAUGGAGACAGUUUCACAAAAGGAGGUUGUUGAAGACAAAGAGGUCAGUGAGUCUAAAGAGACGUCUGAGGCUGAGAAAAAACCUGAAGUAGAAGAAAAAGAUUUAGCAACAAAUGAGCCAUCUAAAGAUUUCAAAGCAGUAGACACAAAUAUGAAUAUAAGAUCUGCACCAGAGAACACCAAUGUUCUAAAGUUAGAAACGGAGAUUCACAACGAAUAUUUCCAAGCUCCUCCACUUGGGCAGACCUUGACUUUUCAAGCACACAAGAGCAAAGACGUGGAAGUGGUGCCUUUAUGUCCACCUGCAGCAGAAAUAAAGCCAGAGUCCUCUGAAACUCCUCCUGAAAUAUCAUCACAAACAAUCAAGACCACGGAGUCGGAGAGAAAGGAAGCAGAAGCAACACUUUGUGACCUGGCUGAAACCAAAAAGGACAAACCAGCAGAAAUUCCAUUUGAGAAACCCGAUUCAAAUUCACCUGUCAGGCAAGUGCUGAAUGCUCUUCAGACGGCGUCGAGGGGGAGCCUUACGUUAACGUCCCACUCCCGGAGGUCCCCAGACACGGCAGAUUCAGACGACUCUCCCUCUGCGCUGGAAAUGGAGGACAUCCCUGCAGGGAUAACAUAUGUGACCUCUGAACAUAUUAAGUGCAGGCCUUUCGCAGGCCUCUCCGCACCGCCGAUGUCUCCGGCACAACGAGAAAGGAUGGGGCUCGUCCUAGAUCACCAUCUGGACACGGCUUGUAACACCAGUCCUGAGGGCACCGACCCGGGCCUUUCGGAGGAGGAGCCUGAGAUGGACAAUGUGCUCACUGAGGCGGAGGCUGCGGAGGUGGUAGAAGACGCCAAACACGAUGAAUCCUCAGAAGAACAAACCUAUUCUCAAGAAAUUCUGGAUAUGUACUUGAUCAACUUACAUCGCAUUGACAAAGAUGUCAGACGUUGUGACAGAACAUAUUGUUACUUCACCCCUGAGAACCUGGAGAAGCUGCGUAACAUCAUGUGCAGUUACGUGUGGCAGCAUCUGGACAUAGGUUACGUCCAGGGCAUGUGUGAUCUGCUGGCGCCCCUGCUGGUGAUUCUGGACAAUGAGGUCAUGGCAUUCAGCUGCUUCACUGAACUGAUGAAGAGGAUGAACCAUAAUUUUCCUCACGGACGUGCCAUGGACUCUCACUUCGCCAACAUGCGUUCUCUCAUCCAGAUCCUGGACUCUGAGCUGUUUGAACUGAUGCAGCAGAAUGGAGACUACACCCACUUCUACUUCUGCUAUCGCUGGUUUCUACUGGACUUUAAAAGAGAAAUGGUGUACGAUGAUGUGUUCUCUGUGUGGGAAACCAUCUGGGUGGCCAAACACACGUCCUCCGAGCACUUUGUGCUCUUCAUCGCUCUGGCGCUUGUGGAGAUGUAUCGAGACAUCAUCCUGGAGAAUAACAUGGACUUCACGGACAUCAUCAAGUUCUUCAAUGAAAUGGCCGAGCGACACGACGUCUCCCAGGUCCUGACGAUGGCUCGAGACCUGGUCCAGAAGGUGCAGACUCUCAUAGAAAACAAGUGAUGCGCGACUCCCACAAUUCUUUGUGCUAAAUCGAUUCAAGAUACUGACACAACCACAUAGUUCUGUAAUCAAGAGGAAAGGAAUCAGUGUAAAUGAUUUGCAAGUGCUGAAAAAAUUUGAAUCGGUCGUUAAAACUGCUCUUUGUUGCAAGAUAGUUGUAAAACAACUCAUCUGCACUUGCUCCUCUCCACAUUCAGGAAAUGCAAGUGUUGCCUGUACAUUUAUUUUGGAAGUGUUGUUGUUCACCUAGUGGAUUGACCCUUGUUGAAACUGCUUCAGGAUGUUCUUUAUUUUGCCUUAAACUAUUUUUGCAGGGAUACAGCGACCAAAUUCUCCACUGCAUUGCCCUUCUCCCGUUAAGUUCUACCUGCCAUAUACGUUUACAAUUUGUGAUACACUUGAAUAUGUUUCCAGUGAUAUUAUCUGACAUUGUACGAUGGUUUGGUUGUGUGGACAGUAGAGGUGCUACAGACGAAGCUACUAGGUUGUGUUCAAGUGCAAUGUGUGGUCACUGGUUUGUCUCUGAGCACCACUCGCUGGCCUUUCUGAGGCUUUUUCUCUGAUUUGCCUUCGACGCACACAAGCUGGCAGGAUAUCAAGAUUGAAACUGAAAACUCUGUGCACACUGAUUUCACAUAUUUUGCAUAUGGAGUUGCACCAUUUCCUCUGUUCCUUAUACUGUGUGCUGCUUCUAUAAUGAUCCUUCAUCCUUUGAUACCUAUCCUAGCUUUUAUUUCCGUGCAGACCAAUGUUUCUCCAGAAUCAACACAAGUGGUUAAUGCAGAUGUUCAGUACCUUUCUUCUGCUGGACUAACAGCAUUUCACUCGGGCUGGAGAAUUCAGCUUUAACGCCAAGACGGAUCAGUGCAGACAGGUUGUGCUUCCUUGCAGCUUCAUGAGAGUGGUUCAUUUUGAGCUGGUGGCGUGCAGUGAAGGCAGCGUGCUUCCUUUUCACUUCCCCUAAAGAGUUUCAUAGCCUCUGUCUUGCCCUGCAGAUCUACUUUGCCUCCUCUAUCUAGUUUCUUGCUCGAACUGGCAAAAAGUUUUAGGAUAGCUGUUCUGGAGUAAUUGUGCAUUUUCUCUUCACUAUUACCUCAAGAUCUCCUUCUUCAAACCGAUUAAAAAAUAAACUCCUUCCUCUGAGGCUGACAGCCGCUGCGCCACUUUGGCCAUUUGUCACACUCCCUCAGUUACAUUUCUUGUCCUGCAGAGGACGCCUUUCGAUUAUUCAUUUGAGAAGGCAGUCAAGUUGUCGCUGCUCUAUUGGAUCUGAAGCAGUGCAUUCCUGUGGAGGAGUCACCAGGUUGACUACUGCCCCCCCCCCUCUUAGCUUGAGUGGACGAAACAACGCCGCACUCAGGAGUUUCUACUCAGGCGGCCCGCAACUGCUUGUUCUUCAGCUCUCCACAGCCUUGUAAAGUACCUGAAGUGUUUACAUUUCAAGGGUCAGUUCAGUGAAAGCUAAUCAGUGGUAUGUAGCUAUGGAUAUAAUCUUUGUUUUGUGUGUGUAAAUUUAAGAUAAAAAUCUGCAGCACCCCAACUAAUACUUUAUUCCAAAUGUUGACAGUUUUUUUUUUACAUAUAAUGGCAACGAGCCUUUAUAUUGUGACAGGAUUUUUUUUGGUAGAGCAAUCCCUGUGAGAUCCACGUGAAGUGAAUCUGAUGGAAGGAUUUGUUAAAGUGUCAGCAGAUGAAAAACAACUAUCUCCAUGUGUUUACACCAACGGACACGAGUCACAUUUGUUUUAACGCUGCCGCUCACAGUUGCAAAGUAGCCAAAACACACCGUGGUUCAUGUGGCUUCGAGUCCAGUGCUUCGAUAUCACCGCUAACGUGUCUCCAUAUGAUCUCCAGAAACAUGCCUGAGUAUUGCUGUUUGUGUAUUGCUGUGUUUGUUGUCAGAGGAUUUACUGUGUGUUAAAAAGAAAUGGAUUUAUUGUACAAAAAAAAAUAAGCUAGUACAUAUUUAUUAAAUGCAAUACCAUGUCUGUACAGUAUAUGGGCUUUAUCUGAUGAGAAUGAAAAAGAUAAAAGUAAAAUUUUUAUUUAUUUUUUUCUGUGUUCUCAAAUGGUCACCUGGUAUAAUUGAUUUAUUGUGAAUUAAAAAUAUUAUAUUUUGCAUCUCA